This is a messenger RNA of Suillus subalutaceus, 282 nucleotides long. RefSeq lists its product as uncharacterized. The transcript has 2 exons. Lineage: Eukaryota; Fungi; Basidiomycota; Agaricomycetes; Boletales; Suillaceae. The annotation marks the transcript as partial. The record is from RefSeq and is a predicted model, not a curated record.
UCACGAGCAUAUACGAUACCUGGACCUUCUUUUUCUGCACCGACUGCGUACGUCUGGCUCAGCCUCCUCCUGAUUUGUGCCGCUGAUGUAUUUCUUUUCACAGGUGACUCCUAUAUGGUGCUGUCUGCGAGAAUCUUCGGAGUCAUCGCAGGUGUCAAAGUCAUGGCUGCACAACACAACCACCCUUAUACAAAGUGGAUCCCUUCCGGGAUUGUAUUCGCCAUUGGAUUUCUGAACACGCCUUCUUUUUCUUUGGCACGUUUGAUCGGCGGGAUCAUCGAA